Messenger RNA from Paecilomyces variotii, 2463 nucleotides. RefSeq lists its product as hypothetical. Lineage: Eukaryota; Fungi; Ascomycota; Eurotiomycetes; Eurotiales; Thermoascaceae. The record is from RefSeq and is a predicted model, not a curated record. The transcript has 5 exons. Gene Ontology annotation, biological process: spliceosomal snRNP assembly. Gene Ontology annotation, cellular component: SMN complex; nucleus. Bases 1 to 2463 code for a protein of 820 amino acids. Gene Ontology annotation, molecular function: phosphatidylinositol binding.
AUGCCCGAUAAACGAAAAGAGACUCCUUCAAUACCGGGCAGUUCUCCAUACGCGAAACGGACGCGCCAAUCAUAUGCAGAAGACGAUGAAGACGAAGCGCCCUCAAGAUCAAGCCCAUACGAGCGACCCCGUAACCAUCCUGUCUAUGGCAUGAAGAAUGCAUUUCCAGGUCUUGACGACCCUGCUGGUGAUGAGCUCUUCUAUGGCCCAGCAGAAGACGGACUAGAGUACCUUCGCAUGGUCCGAUCAGAAGCAAAUUCCCUACCUACGCUAUUCGUCGCGGCUAAAACGUCUGAGAAGACGACCGUCGAGGCGACAACGCAUACGCAUCUCGAAAACGAGGCACAGGAUGUCGGAAGUGAACCCCCGGAGGGUCUAUACACCGAUGGUGUCUACAUUGCGCCUGCUGUCAAUACGACAGAAGAAACAUCUCUAAGACACGCUACUGGCGCCGGAGAAACGGAACCGGACGCUCAAUCUUCGUACUAUAACCUUCUCCGUCAUCGCUUCGUACUCCUACGGUCGACUUUGAGAUGCCAACCUCCCGCUUCUGCUAUUGCUGCCCUCGAUGAUCAACAUCCCAUCUCCCUCCCACGCUCAUCGAAAGCUGCCCGUUCGGAAUGGCGACAUUUACUAUUAUCUGUCGAUCCGCAAAUGGUUCAGCUAGCGUGCAUGGAUAUGGAUAGUGUGCUAGGCGUGCUGGAGAUCAUGGGCCGCUUGAUGUCUGAGAACGUCAAGAGCGGAGACGCGCUUCGUGUGAGACGGAUCGGAGCCUGGGCUUGGGGGCUACUAGGCAAGUGUCGAGAGGUGGGCCAGUUGGGGAGUGAGGAGGUGGGCGAGAUCAGAGAGCUAGGAAAGAGAGCUGCUACGAUAUUGGCAAGAAUGAGAAAGGCGAAAGAGGUGAAGAUUGUGAGGCGCGGGGCGCAUACUGAGACUGGGAAUGAAGAAUCUGAUGGAGAGGAGAACGAGGAGGAACCCGAAGUUCAGGAAAGUGAACCUGGCAAUGCUACAGCAGAGGAACCUUCUGAGACAGCGGAUGCCACUGGCGGUGAUCCGAUGGACAUAUCCCAACAAGAAGCACAACCCACGGAGGAAGGUACACCUGAAUAUUUGGAGGCAGUAAAAGCUCGACUUCAAGCAAGGCUGCAGGAUGACCUAGAACUAGAACCGGAAUUGCAACGCCCUGGUGCCACAAUCACAGCAGUACAGGAGGAGGGGGAGCAGAAGGUGGACGAGGAAGCGCCCUCGAAGAUGUCGGAAGAAACAUUGCCUACAGACGCAGAGAAACAAACUCUUGCUAUGCUUGAUAUGAUCAUCACCAUUGUCGGCGAGUUUUAUGGGCAGCGAGAUCUUCUCGAAAAGCGGCAUACAUGGGAAGAGGAUAUGGAAUGGGUCGAGAUAUCGAUACCGACCACGACGAUCUCCGAGGGUCCUGACCCAUACACGAUCUAUAACAUCACCCUUCGCUUGCCGCUACGCUCAUUUACAGUUCAAAAGCGCUACUCUGAAUUUGCGGCCUUCCACGAAGCUCUGGUCAGCCAGGUCGGUUCUGCGCCGCCAGCGGCGCUCCCUGGCAAGUCCUGGUUCCGGAGCACAAACAAGAACCCUGACUUGCGAGAAGAGAGACGGAAAGGCCUCGAGAAUUAUCUGCGUGUCAUCAACGAAGCCGAAGACUCCAGAUGGCGCAACUCCAGUGUCUGGAGAGCCUUCUUGAAUCUUCCCACCGCAGCUGCCAGCACAACCGGUUCGGGCGCCUCGAAACUCCACGCGGCCAUCACAGAACCAGGUAGUGCAGGCGCCCCCAUAACGGAUCCGACUCUUUGGCUAGACUGCUACAGAGAGUUGAAGUCGCAUCUGCACGAUGCACGACUUCAUCUGACAAGACGGGAUCAGGCAACAACACCGCAGAAGCAGCAUGAGAGCUCAGCGCAGGCGAAGACGUGCCUCGUUAAGGCUGGAUCCUUGAUCGGAGCUCUAGAGCAGGGGCUGAAGAACAUCAGUGAUAAGGGUGCAUGGGGAGGGAACAGCAUUGGUGAUGGAGAGGUUAGGAGGAGAAAGGACCUCCUCGCAAAUGCGAAGAAAGAGAAGGAUGGGCUAGAGAACCUGCACAACGCUAUGGUGACGAAGACAAAGCUCGACAACGCUGUCGCAUCCGUACAGGAUAAGGAGGCGCUGGUGGGCUCCAAGAAGCCUCGUUCUGGGAGAGUACUUGGGAAAGAGACCGAUAGGACGCGGGAGCUUGAUAACCAGGGGGUAUUGCAACUGCAGAAACAGAUUAUGGAGGACCAAGACUUGAGUGUCGAGGAACUCAGAAAGAUUGUCGCCAGGCAGAAGGAGCUGGGCAUUGCUAUCAACAAUGAAUUGGAUAUCCAGAGAGAGCUUCUUGAUAUGGCAAAUGACGACGUGGACAGGUUACAAUCCAAGAUCGACAUUGGCAAAAGAAGGGUUGGAAAGAUUUCUUAA